This is a messenger RNA of Colletotrichum navitas, 1081 nucleotides long. RefSeq lists its product as uncharacterized. Gene Ontology annotation, biological process: mycotoxin biosynthetic process. Lineage: Eukaryota; Fungi; Ascomycota; Sordariomycetes; Glomerellales; Glomerellaceae. The transcript is spliced from 8 exons. The record is from RefSeq and is a predicted model, not a curated record. Bases 24 to 1013 code for a protein of 329 amino acids.
CGGUAUUCCAACGACUGCCAAUCAUGCCUUCAUCCGAGUAUCACCAACUCUCGACGUCGAGAGAGGACGAGCUGGACGUUAUUUCUCUCACCGACCAGGAGAAAUAUAUCCCGAGAAGGAAGAAGUCUAUUCUCGCUUGUUUUUUGUGGCUGCUGGUUGCGCUUCUGGGGCUAGGUUUCUACACGGCGGCGGUGCUCUACUAUGCGCAAGAGUUCAUCCACAAGCCGUACUGCCCGCGGUUUGCGGCGAAAGACACGGUUCACUUGUGGGACAAAAUCGGGUAUAAGCCUGCGCCUUUCAAUCCAGCCACGCCACACCACUCCGACCCUUUCCUCGGCACUCCAAGCGCCGAACUUGACGCCAACUGGCGCAAGCUACUACUAACCUUCUCGAGCCGGCUCCCCAAUUCCGAAGCACAGAGGCUGGGGCCCGAUUCGGACGCCAUUCCUUUCGAUGACGGCAAGGGCGGUUUUGUUGGCGGCAUCGCCGUGGUCCACAACCUACACUGCAUCAACUACAUCUACCAGACAAUACACGAAGACUACUAUUUUCCCAACGUCACGGAGAAGCAGCGAGAUAAACAAAGAAGCCAUCUUUCACACUGCCUUCAUCACUUGAUGUCCUCGGCCAAGUGCCAGGCUGACAUGACGCCGGUGCUGCUCCACUGGACAGCGGACGACCACGUCCCGGUUCUGAAAUGGGACGGCGUGCAACGGUCCUGCGUGGACUGGGAAAGCUUAAUGAAGUGGGGGAACGAAAACUCAAUGACGCACUCCGAGACCAUGCCGUCAGUUUCUAAGAUGAAGCACCCCAUCUACAGCCACUUCGUUGACGAGCACGGUAGGUUCAUUCUCGCCAACCUCGAGGGAGUGGUGGACUUUGGGGAGUUCUCGAAAAGAGCGGAUUACCAACAUUGGGCGAGGGAGGAAGGCAUCGGGCCGGGGAAGGAGGAUGCGGAGCGGUUCCUGAAAGAGUUUGCCAAGAAGCAGAAUGAGUACUAUGGUCAUCACUGAGAGUUGGUUUCGGGGGAUUUGCGAGGUUUUCGCCUAGGUAGGUAGUGGUAAAAUUGCAGUAUUACCGG